AUCUGGGUUUUGGGUACCACCGAACGCAAUGUCCUGUUGCGUUACGCUGUUAGCGCGAUAUGAAAAAUACGAAAUGGUGCCGGGUUCGCCCGUUAUCAUCGUUACCUCAGGUUUAGGAGGGGUAGACCAGACGGGGGACGCUGCCACCCCAAUUUAAAUUUAUUUUUAGAUCGUACACCGACUGCAGCUGAUUCCGCAUUCACCUAGCCAAAUAGCCAGCCAGACAGUCAGCCAGCCGGCACUUCUUAUCACGCCCAGCCUCCCGCCUAUCAGACCAUCCCUCUCGUCUGACUGCCACGCAGGACAGAGGGUCAAACACAUGCACCUUCAUUCUUUUUUGACAUAAUGCUUUCGACCAUCCUUAUCGGUUCCGCGGUUCGCUGUGGGUCGGAGAAACCAAAACGUAAUAGGCAAGACAGAGGACAUGAUAAUGCUGAGGGUGGAGCUGCUGGAAAUUUUCCACACUACGGCCGAGUUGCGCGAUAGUUCGGCGAGGUUCUCGCGGUGGUGAUGACGUCUAUACGCGGUUAGCGUAGUGUCCUAUAGAGGUGGUAGGGUUCUAACAACAGGUGCUACCGUCGUUGACCGCUAGAACAACCUAUCCGCCCUUUGGCAUACUCGAUCAGCGGCGCAGCAUUCGGUGGUUAGCGGUGUCACAUGAAUCCGCCAACUGCGCAAUCUCCACACACUUCCGUACAUCGUUCGAUCGAGGAUUUUGUUUAUUUGUUCGUUCGUUGGAUCAUAAUUCCGUCUUCCUGUUCGGCGGCUCGGAUCACACAUAGAGUUCGUGCCUUCUCCCUGGAGCCGAUAAUGAAAGCUGCGCGGCGAAGUGAUCUUGAUGAGCCUACGUUGUAGCCAUCCUUAGCUUCCCUCAUUCGUAUAGAGAUUCGGGAUGUCUGAUAGUACGCGUAAGCGAUGAAGCUGGCCACUUAUAAAGGGCCGUUCACGUGCUGUUCUAUAAGCAUUUGGUGGUAAUCAGUGCAAACUCCUGGACGCCGACACCGACGGAACGGAAAAUAUGGCGGAAGCACUCUAUACCAGUAAACGGAUAUUCCUGAACAGUGCAGCCCCGGUGAGCUCAGAGGAGAAACCAUGUGAGGUGUUUUCUGGCGGGCUGCUUAUCUCGACCAUCGAUGGGCGCGUAACGCGCGUUCUCGACUCCUGGCGAGCGGUCGAGGCCUAUUUGCUAGAGAGCAAGCGGCAAGAGUUGGAAGCAGGCACACGUCUAGAGCAUUACGAUUUCGGCGAUCUGUUGAUGAUGCCGGGACUCGUCGACACGCACGUGCACAUCAAUGAACCGGGCCGAACGGAGUGGGAAGGCUUCCGGACGGCAACCAAGGCGGCGGCGGCAGGCGGCUUCACCACCAUCGCCGACAUGCCGCUCAACUCCAUCCCACCAACGACGAGCGUUGCGAACCUGCGCACUAAGCUGGCAGCCGCUCGUGGUCAGCUGUUUGUCGACGUGGCCUUCUGGGGCGGCAUUAUUCCGGACAACGUGGGCGACCAGGACGGUGGCAACGUAAGCGAGCUGCACCAGCUCGUGGCGGCCGGAGUGAUCGGCUUCAAGUGUUUUCUCUGCCCGAGUGGUGUCGACGAGUUCCCGCCCCUCACCCCGGAACAGGUGCAGCGGGCCGCCCAGCUGCUGGACGAUACGGGGGCAGUCCUGGCGUUCCAUGCGGAGAUGGAGUGCACAGAGCGACAAAUACCGGUAGCGAAACCAUGUUCGGAAAGGACGGAAGACCCGGCCCAUUAUCGGACAUUCCUGGCAACGCGGCCCGAAAUCAUGGAACAGCAGGCUAUCGAUCUGGUGGCGCAGGUGGCGCAGGAUUACAAAAUUCGGGCCCACAUCGUGCACCUGUCGGCAGCCAGUGCAUUACCGGUGAUACGUCGAGCUCGGGCCAAUGGGGCCGAGCUGACCGUGGAAACGUGCCAUCACUAUCUGGCGCUAUCGGCCGAGGACGUACCCGAUACGGGCACCGAGUACAAGUGUUGCCCACCGAUACGAGGCCGCAGCAACCAGGAGCUGCUGUGGCGUGCAGUUAGCGACCGUGACAUCGAUAUGAUAGUGUCGGAUCACUCACCCAGCCCUCCAACCCUUAAGCUGCAGCUGGCCGAGGCCGGCCACCGGCGAGGGAACUUCCUGGAGGCGUGGGGUGGCAUCGCAUCGGUGCAGUUCGGUUUACCCCUCUUCUGGACGCACUGCCACCGGUACGGGCUGGGGCUGACCGAUCUGGUACGGUUACUCGGCACGGAGCCGGCGUACCUGUGCGGCAUGAGCCAGCGCAAGGGCCGUCUCGAUCCCGGGUACGACGGCGAUCUGUGCGUGUGGGACCCGGAAGGUGUGUUCACUGUGACCGAGGAGUUGAUAGAGUUCCAGCACAAAAGCACCACACCGUACCUCAACCGGGAGCUGCGCGGUAUCGUACAUGCUACCUUCCUCCGCGGCACACCAGUCUAUCGGCGCGAUGCGGUUCCGGACCUUCGCUUCGAUGGUCCCCCCCUGGGUAAUAUUCUACUACGCGAUCCGGCCGACUCACAGCAGCAGCAACAGCAUCGCAACCGUGGCCGGUUGAAUGAGGCAAAGAUUUCCGGUCGGCCGCUGUGGGAGUCAUAGCAGUAGCAGAAAAUCUAGCACAGUAUUUAGCGAUCCCUCUGCCCCUCGAUCGAGGACUGCGAUCAUGCGCGUCGCACAGUAGAUAAAAGCGUCGGUUGAAUCUCUCAUCUAGAUAAGCAAGAAAUUUAAAACUGACCAUCCGUCGUGUAGAAUGUAACAAGUCUUCGAACCUCGUAACUCACUCACCCUGCGGCGA
Messenger RNA from Anopheles aquasalis, 2810 nucleotides. RefSeq names its product allantoinase. The record is from RefSeq and is a predicted model, not a curated record. NCBI's taxonomy places the organism in Eukaryota, Metazoa, Arthropoda, Insecta, Diptera, Culicidae. Gene Ontology annotation, cellular component: cytoplasm. Gene Ontology annotation, molecular function: cobalt ion binding; allantoinase activity; zinc ion binding. Gene Ontology annotation, biological process: purine nucleobase catabolic process; allantoin catabolic process.